Molecule: messenger RNA, 3407 nt
Organism: Diabrotica virgifera virgifera (western corn rootworm)
Lineage: Eukaryota; Metazoa; Arthropoda; Insecta; Coleoptera; Chrysomelidae
Product: zinc finger protein 227-like
Exons: 2
Coding region: 258-1751 (497 amino acids)
Biological process (GO): regulation of transcription by RNA polymerase II
Molecular function (GO): DNA-binding transcription factor activity; RNA polymerase II cis-regulatory region sequence-specific DNA binding
Source: RefSeq, a predicted model, not a curated record
GAGGCUACCGUAAGUUCGACUUGGCUGAGCACGACCUCAAGUACGGGUUGAGUACCGACUAUGAAUACGGGGCUUAAUCUCUCCCUGCUCCUGCUCAGAUUGCUCAGUCUUGCUUGCUGCUGUCAGGUGUCAGGUCAGCUGUCGUCAAGUGAAAUUUGUCUUUUAUCAACUUCUAUUUAUAAUUUACAUUUUUUAAUUAAGAAAUUAGUUUAUUGAGUGUAAAAUUAUUAUUGAAAUAUAAAACCUGCUUUAAUCAAAUGGAAGUAAAACGAGAAUUUAGUGGUGCCACCUGUAAAGUAGAAAUAUAUUCUAAUAAAGUAGAUGAUCCUAUUUUAGAUAGCUUUAAAAAUGAAAUUAAAGAGGAGCCAAAUAUAGGAAGUACACAUGAUACACUUGAUAAUUUAGACAUAAAAGAGUUUUCCCUAAACACUGAAUUAGAAGAUGACAAUCAGCUUACACCUUUUGAAGAAAUUCCAAGGAAUAAAGAAGGAUGUUCCGAAGAGAACACUUUGGAAAUUAUAAAAACAAUAGACAUGCAUUCAACUAAUAAAAAACAACCUAUGAAACUAAUUGCUAAAGAAAAAACAUUCAAAUGUGAAAUUUGUGUUAAGCAGUUUGUUAGAAAAAGAUACUUAAAUCAGCAUAUGAAAAUUCACGCUGCAGAAAAUCCUUACAAGUGUGAAAUUUGUUUUAAACAGUUUAGUGGACAGAGUAAUUUGAAAAUACAUUUGAGAUUGCACACUGGAGAUAAACCUUACAAGUGUGAAAUUUGUUUUAGGCAGUUUUCUCGGGCAGAUAGUUUGAAACAUCAUAUAAAAAUGCACACUGGAGAAAGGCCUUACAUGUGUAAAAUUUGCCUUAAGCAGUUUGUUCAUAAAAAUUCUUUUAAAAAUCAUAUGACUGUUCACAGCGGAGAAACACCUUAUAAAUGUGACAUUUGUUCAAAGCAAUUUACUCAGGCAAAUUAUUUGACAACACAUUUGAGAGUGCACACUGGAGAAACACCUUACAAGUGUGAAAUUUGUUUUAAGCAGUUUGCUCAGUCCAUUGCUUUGGUACGCCAUAUGAGAUUGCACACUGGAGAAACACCUUACAAAUGUGAAAUUUGUUUUAAGCAAUUCACUCAGGCAAAUAAUUUGAAAACGCAUUUGAGAGUACACACUGGAGAAACACCUUACAAGUGUGAAAUUUGUUUAAAGCACUUUACUCAGACAAAUAAUUUGAAACGGCAUAUGAUAGUGCACAGUGGAGAAACGCCAUACAAGUGUGAAAUUUGUUUUAAGCAGUUUACUCUGGAAAGCAAUUUGAAAAACCACAUGCGAUUGCACACUGCAAAUAAACCUUACAAGUGUGAAAUUUGUUUUAAGCCGUUUAGAGACGGUAGUGCGUUAAAAUCACAUUCUAGAGUGCACACUGGGGAAAAACCUUACAAGUGUGAAAUUUGUCUGAAGAAUUUUACUACAAAAAGUGAUCUGAAACGGCACAUGGUAUUGCACAGUGGAGAAACACCUUACAAGUGUAAAAUUUGUUUUAAGCAGUUUAGUCAGACAAAUAAUUUUAAACGGCAUAUGAGAUUGCACACUGGAGAAACACCUUACAAGUGUGAUAUAUGUUAUAAGCAGUUUACGCUGUCAAAUCAUUUGAAACACCAUAUGAUAUUGCACACUAGAGAUAAACCUCAAAAUAGCGAGUGCUUUGACGUUAGUACUUUGAAAUCAGAUGUGGGAGUGAAUCAGAGUCAUAAUGAAUGAGCUUGCAAUAUGUGAUGAGUCUUGUUUCUUCCUGUCCAGUUUGAUAUCACUAAUUUAGGGCUCUAUCUCUGUCUCUCCUGUGGUACUACAGCUUAAGCUGUACCCGUCUCCUCAAGCAUCCCCCUCCAAGUAUCUUUGUCCCUGGCUGCUCUCCUCUAGUUAUUCACCCUCAAUAUCUCUUUAGCAUCGGAUCUCACUUCGUCUAUACACCUCUUCCUUGCUCUUCUUACUGGUAAUAAAGAACAACCUACAAAUCUAAUAACUAAAGAAAAAACAUUGAAAUGUGAAAUUUGCCUUAUGGAGUUUGCUCAUAAAAAUUCUUUUAAUGGAGAAACACCUUAUAAGUGUGAAAUUUGUUCCAAGCAAUUUACUCAGGCAAAUUAUUUGACAACACAUUUGAGAGUGCACACUGGAGAAACACCUUCAUCAUCCAGCCCUUUGCGUCCCUUGCUGGACAUAGGCCUCCCUCAUUUUUGUCCAUUGUGCUCUAUUUUAAGCACUUUGCAUCCAAUUUGACGUUGCUGAUGACGUUGCAUCCAGAGACGUUGCUGAUGUCCUUCACACGAACAGUAAUGUCAUUAACUGUUUGUGGUUAAGGUUUCAUGAAACUGGUGACGUUGCUGAACGUCAUACUGUACAAUAACUAACCAGAUUGAAGACCGUUUUCUUAGGUUACAGGCAUUGCGAGAUCUCACUGUAACUGCAUCACAAUUACAAAUUAGACUGCAAGAGACCCAUCAGGUGUUUGUAAGUUGUCAAACUAUUAGAAAUAAACUGCAUGAAGUAGGUUUAGAUGCUCGUAGACCUGUGAAAGUGCCUGUGUUAUCCAGAGGAAAUCGCGCGCAUCGACUUCAGUGGGCACAAGAACACGCAAAUUGGGUUAGAUGUUAGUGGGCCUCUACUUUGUUCACAAAUGAGUCUUGAUUUGGAUUUGCACCAGAUACGAGACGGAAAAGAAUUUGGAGACGAUCUGGCAAUGCUGAACGAUUUAUCGCCGUGCAGGAGGUUCAUAGACAGCAAGGCGACAGUAUAAUGGUAUGGGGUGGCAUCACUCUUGGUGGAAGAACAGUAGAAGACUUUCUAAAUGCAACAGACUACCACGAUAUUAUUCUCGUACCCUUUGCAUAACAAGCUGGUUCACAAUUUCAAUAAAUGCGCGUCCACAUAAUGUCUUGUAAACAUUCCACGAAGAUAAUGAAAUUUAGGUUUUAUCGUGGCCUGCACAAUCGCCAGAUUUAAACCCAAUUAAGUAUGUAAGGGACAUAUUGUGCAGAUGCAUUUUACAACAAAAUAUUGCGUUCAAUACAAGGCAGCAAUUGUUUGAGGGCCUUUCAAUGGAGUGGAGCAGAAUACCGCAGAAAGACACUGAUUAUCUCAUCAUAAGUUAGACUAACAGAUGUAGGGCAGUAAUCAACAACCGUGGAGGUCAUACACUAUACUAACUUAACCUAAAGACUACUUUGUUGGGAAUUGAGGGGCAACAAAUUAGUUUUUUAUUUUUUUUAUGUUAGCAUUUUUUGACUUACGGAGUUCUCUCUUAUUUUUUAAGAGCUAUUGCGAUAAUUUUAAGAAAAAAAUGUUUAUUUUAUAUUCGGGACAUUUUAUAACGUCUUUUUUUUAAAUAUUUGAAAUAAAUUAUUCGAAAUCCUUCUGUAA